Molecule: messenger RNA, 1922 nt
Organism: Labrus bergylta (ballan wrasse)
Lineage: Eukaryota; Metazoa; Chordata; Actinopteri; Labriformes; Labridae
Gene: uqcrc1
Product: ubiquinol-cytochrome c reductase core protein 1
Cellular component (GO): mitochondrion
Molecular function (GO): metal ion binding
Source: RefSeq, a predicted model, not a curated record
UUCACGAGAGAACAGCCGGGCCCAGCUCACAUAACAGUACUUAGAAAUGGCGGCGUCCGUGUGCCGAGUCGGGAGCACCGUGGGUCGAACCCUCGCUAAAACCCGCAGUCCCAUCCUGCUGUCUCUGAGGCGGGGACAGGCCUCAGUCAGCUAUGCCCAGAGCCUGCUGGGAGCCCCAGAAACUCGCCUCACUGCCCUGGACAAUGGCUUGAGGGUUGCAUCAGAGGAGACUGGACAUGCCACCUGCACUGUUGGACUGUGGAUCAGUGCUGGCAGUCGCUAUGAGAGUGAAAGGAACAACGGAGCAGGUUUCUUCCUGGAACACAUGGCCUUUAAGGGAACAAAGAAGCACCCUCAGACAGCCCUGGAGCAGGAGGUGGAAUCAAUGGGUGCUCACCUGAGUGCUUACACCUCCAGGGAGCACACUGCAUACUACAUGAAGACCCUUGCUAAAGACCUGCCCAAAGCUGUGGAGCUGCUGUCUGAGGUGGUACAGAGCUGCUCCCUGAGCGAGGCAGAGAUCGAGCAGCAGAGAGGUGUGGUGCUGCGUGAGCUAGAGGAAGUUGAGAGUAACCUUCAGGAAGUUUGCCUGGACCUCCUGCACGCCACGGCCUUCCAGGGCACUCCCCUGGGACAAAGUGUGCUGGGACCUUCCAACAAUGCUAGGACCCUGACCCGCCAGGACCUUGUGGAAUAUGUCAACAUUCACUACAAAGCUCCUCGCAUGGUGCUGGCUGCUGCUGGAGGUGUAACCCACGAAGAGCUAGUUGGGUUGGCCAAAACUCACUUCAGUGGGGUGUCAUUUGAGUAUGAGGGAGAUGCUGUCCCUUUGCUGUCACCCUGCAGAUUUACAGGCAGUGAGAUCCGUAUGCGUGAUGAUGCUUUGCCUCUUGCACACGUUGCCAUCGCUGUUGAGGGAGCCAGUGCUGCCAGCCCGGACAUCGUGCCUCUCAUGGUGGCCAACUCCAUCAUCGGCAGCUUUGACCUCACCUAUGGUGGUGGAAAGCAUCUGAGCAGCCGGCUGGCUCGCCUGGCUGUGGAGGAGAAACUGUGUCACAGCUUCCAGGCCUUCCACUCGUCCUACAGCGACACCGGCCUGCUGGGUAUUCACUUUGUGGCUGAUAAGCACUACAUCGAGGAUAUGAUGCACUGGUCCCAGAACGCCUGGAUGAAUCUGUGUACCACUGUGACAGAGAGUGAUGUAGCUAGAGGCAAGAUUGCUCUCAAGGCCAGCCUGGUUGGACAGCUCAAUGGAACAACCCCAAUCUGUGAUGACAUCGGUAGACACGUCUUGAACUACGGGCGGCGUAUUCCUCUGGCAGAGUGGGAUGCUCGCAUAGAUGCUGUGACCCCCAGGAUGGUACGUGACGUCUGCUCCAAGUACAUCUAUGACAAGUGUCCCGCUGUGGCAGCUGUCGGCCCCGUUGAGCAGCUCCCUGACUACAACAGAAUGCGCAGUGCCAUGUACUGGUUGAGGUUUUAAGAUGAUAGUUGUGUUGCUCCAAAUAUCUCAAGUUUGCUCCUCUCAAUCUCCCCCUGCCUUCCUCCCGUCAUCAAUGUGAGAGUUAAGUCCCUGAGGAUCGUCCACAUGUUGUCUUGACAGCACAGACAACCCUCCAUCCUCUCUCUUCUCCCCACUUGCCAGUGGGGGGUGGGGGGGGCAGCCAGUCUGCUCAUUGUUAGCUUUGAAAUAACAUGUCAGUUAUCAUUUGAUUGUAGUGCACAGGUCCUCAUUACCUGGAACUGACUUAGAGAGAGGAGGCUGGACUUAAACAUAUAAAACCAUCUACAGGACAUAACACCUCAUUACAGAUCAUUUGGAGCAAGAGUAUAUUUAUAAAUUCUGUAACGCGUGUUUCUGUCCUCUAUUGUACAUAACAGCUCUCAUUCCGACAAAAUAAAAAAAACUGUAAAACACGGGA